GAGGGAGGGGGGGGCGGUUAAUUUUGGGGUUCGCUCGAUCUCCCCCAACCCACUCAAAGGCUGUUUGGACGCGUCGAUGGGGGAGGCUGGGAAGGUGACACAGGAACCGCCGCGAGGUCCGACGGGCGAGGGCAGAGGAUUCCUGGGGCGGAUCCGGGCGGGACCUUCCUCCCGACAAGAUGGAGAAGGAGGAGGAGACGCGGGAGAUCCUGCUGCCCAACUGGCAGGGCAGCGGCUCCCACGGCAUCACCAUCGACCAGACCGACGACGGCGUCUUCGUCAAGCGCGUCCAGCAGAACUCCCCCGCCGCCCGCAUGGGCGUCGUCAAGGAAGGGGAUCAGAUCGUGAGUGCCACCGUCUACUUCGACAACCUGCAGUCGGGGGAGGUGGCGCAGCUGCUGCAGACCAUGGGCCACCACACCGUGGGACUGCGGCUGCAGCGCCGCGGCGACCGCUCCCCCCUGCCCGGCCAGCCCUGGGCGCACGACGUGUUCGCCGCCGGCAGCCCCGAGGUCGUGCUGAGCGGAGAUGACGAGGAGUACAGGAGGAUUUACACCACCAAGAUCAAGCCCCGGCUGAAGUCGGAGGAAGGGGCGGACGCCGAGGGCGGGGGGACGCAGAGCAGGACCAUCACGGUCACCAGGAAGGUCACGGCCUACACCGUGGACGUCAGCCGGCACGGCGGCGCCGGCGACCUCAGCGCCGCGGGCACCGACCUCGACAUCCGAGUCCCGAGCCCGGGAAUCGCCCUCGGCGCCGACGGAGAGCCCGGGAAAAUCCGGCUGCCAACGGGAGAGCUGAGGACUCAGCCAGAGAGCCAAAUUCCUGGUGGAGAAACUGGAAAAGCCUUCCCGCCGGAGACGUCGAUGGGCUGGAAAGGCUCUGUCGCGUUUCCAGGGUCACCCAGGGUUGAAACCAAUGGACAGAUGGGAGAGCUGGAGAUGGGAUUCCACGUCAAGGGGCCCAGGGUGGACGGGAAAGGACAAGCCCCGUGUCUCCAGGGAGAGGUCGACGGGUCUCCGCCGCCCGUGGACGUGGGGAAGAUCAAGAUUCCUGCUUUAAAAAUCCCCAAAUUUGGGUUCCAGGCCGGCAGUGGUGAAGCUCCAGCCCCCCCGGCGGGCGCCGACAUGGACAUCACCUGCUCACCUGUCCAGGUGUCACCCCCCUCAGCCACAGCCGGGAAGGUCCCCUCCCCUCAACUGGGAGUCCCCGGCGUCGGCAUCGACGGCCCUGGCAUGGAGCUCACGGCUCCCGGCGCCGACGGCACCAAGGGGAAGGUCAAGAUCCCGCACAUGACCUGCCCCAAAUUCACCGCCCUGGACUCGCGGGGGGACGGCCCCGCCCUGGAAAUCGGGGUCCCCAAGGGCGAGGCGGCCGUCGAAGGAGGGUGGAAAGGCCCCGCCUUCAAGAAGGUGGAGACGCCCCAAAUCUCCCUCUCCGACGUGAACUUGAGCCUGAAGGGCCCCCAGGCCAAGGGGGACCUGGGGGGGGUCACCGUCCCCAAGGUGGGGGGGGACCUCCCGGGACUCGGCCCCAAGGGGCUCCAGGUGGACGUGAAGGCGCCCGAGGUGGAAUUCGGGGGUCGCGUGAAGGGCCCCAACGUGGACGUCGGCGCCAAGGGGCUGAAGGGAGAGGUGGACGUUUCCAUCCCGGCCGUGGGCGGCGAGUUCAAAGGGCCCCAACUGGAGCUUAAAGGCCCCGCGGGGAAGACGCCGGAGCUGCACGUCCAGACCCCCCAGAUCUCGGUGCCCGACGUCGACCUGAACCUCAAAGGUCCCGGAGUGAAAGGAAAUCUGGACGUUUCCAAACUGGAAGGGGAGCUGAAAGCCCCCGGACUCGACAUCAAAGGCCCCAGAGUUGACGUUGGGAGCCCAGACCUGGACGUCCAAGGUCCUGAGGGCAAACUGAAGUUCCCCAAGCUGAAAAUGCCCAAAUUUGGGGUGAAGGGAGAGACCCCCAACGUCGAGGUGACUCUUCCCAAGGGGGAAGUGGACAUUUCUGGCCCCAAAGUGGACAUUUCUGGCCCCAAGGUUGACCUGAAGGGCCCCAAGGUGGACAUUUGUGGCCCCAAGGUGGACGUCGAUGUCCCGGGCGUGGACAUCAAGGGCCCCAAAGUUGACAUCGAGGCCCCUGACGUGGACAUUCACGGCCCAGAGGGGAAGUUCAAGAUGCCCAAGUUCAAGAUGCCCAAGUUUGGGAUGCCUGGGGUCAAGGCUGAAGGCCCCGAGGUGGACAUGGCCCUGCCGACAGGAAACCUGGAUGUGUCCGGUCCCAAGGUGGACAUUGAAGGUCCAGAGGUGGACAUUGAAGGUCCUGAAGGAAAACUGAAGGGCCCCAAGUUCAAGAUGCCCGAGAUGAACAUCAAGGCCCCCAAAAUCUCAAUGCCCGACAUCGACCUGAACCUGAAGGGCCCCAAAGUGAAGGGGGGGGUCGAUGUCUCUGUUCCCAAGCUGGAAGGUGACCUGAAGGGCCCUGAACUGGACAUCAAGGGCCCCAAGGUGGACAUCGAGGCCCCUGACGUGGACAUUCACGGCCCAGAGGGGAAGUUCAAGAUGCCCAAGUUCAAGAUGCCCAAGUUUGGGAUGCCCGGGGUCAAGGCUGAAGGCCCCGAGGUGGACGUGACCCUGCCGACAGGAAACCUGGAUGUGUCCGGUCCCAAAGUGGACAUUGAAGGUCCAGAGGUGGACGUUGAGCUGCCCGAGGGGAAGGUGAAGGGCCCCAAGUUCAAGAUGCCUGAGAUGCAUUUUAAGACCCCCAAGAUCUCGAUGCCUGAUGUCGACUUCAACCUGAAGGGCCCCAAAGUCAAAGGUGAUCUUGAUGUGUCUGUCCCCAAAGUUGAAGGUGACCUGAAGGGCCCAGACAUCGACAUCAAGGGCCCCAAAGUCGAUGUUGACCUUCCUGAUGUUGAGCUGGAAGGACCCGAAGGAAAACUGAAGGGCCCCAAGUUCAAGAUGCCCGAGAUGAACAUCAAGGCCCCCAAAAUCUCCAUGCCUGACGUUGACUUCAACUUGAAGGGCCCCAAGAUCAAGGGAGAUGUUGAUGUGUCAGUGCCAAAGCUGGAGGGUGACCUGAAGGGCCCUGAACUGGACAUCAAGGGCCCCAAGGUGGACAUUGAGGCUCCUGAUGUGGACAUUCACGGCCCAGAGGGGAAGUUCAAGAUGCCCAAGUUCAAGAUGCCCAAGUUUGGGAUGCCCGGGGUCAAGGCUGAAGGCCCCGAGGUGGAUGUGACCCUGCCGACAGGAAACCUGGAUGUGUCCGGUCCCAAGGUGGACAUUGAAGGUCCAGAGGUGGACGUUGAGCUGCCCGAG
Chiroxiphia lanceolata (lance-tailed manakin) is the source of this 3308-nucleotide messenger RNA. Its product is annotated as neuroblast differentiation-associated protein AHNAK-like. Gene Ontology annotation, cellular component: costamere; cytoplasm; nucleus. The record is from RefSeq and is a predicted model, not a curated record. NCBI's taxonomy places the organism in Eukaryota, Metazoa, Chordata, Aves, Passeriformes, Pipridae. The annotation marks the transcript as partial. Gene Ontology annotation, biological process: regulation of RNA splicing. Gene Ontology annotation, molecular function: protein binding. The transcript has 7 exons.